AUGGAAACAAUAAAUGAAAUCAGAGCCUCUGGUCUCUCCUCAGACCGGUCCUUCUCACAGACACACAGCCUACAGACGGUCCGAGCCUCUGGUCUCUCCUCAGACCGGUCCUUCUCACAGACACAGCCUACAGACGGUCCGAGCCUCUGGUCUCUCCUCAGACCGGUCCUUCUCACAGACACACAGCCUACAGACGGUCCGAGCCUCUGGUCUCUCCUCAGACCGGUCCUUCUCACAGACACAGCCUACAGACGGUCCGAGCCCCUGGUCUCUCCUCAGACCGGUCCUUCUCACAGACACACAGCCUACAGACGGUCCGAGCCUCUGGUCUCUCCUCAGACCGGUCCUUCUCACAGACACACAGCCUACAGACGGUCCGAGCCUCUGGUCUCUCCUCAGACCGGUCCUUCUCACAGACACACAGCCUACAGACGGUCCGAGCCUCUGGUCUCUCCUCAGACCGGUCCUUCUCACAGACACACAGCCUACAGACGGUCCGAGCCUCUGGUCUCUCCUCAGACCGGUCCUUCUCACAGACACACAGCCUACAGACGGUCCGAGCCCCUGGUCUCUCCUCAGACCGGUCCUUCUCACAGACACACAGCCUACAGACGGUCCGAGCCUCUGGUCUCUCCUCAGACCGGUCCUUCUCACAGACACACAGCCUACAGACGGUCCGAGCCCCUGGUCUCUCCUCAGACCGGUCCUUCUCACAGACACACAGCCUACAGACGGUCCGAGCCCCUGGUCUCUCCUCAGACCGGUCCUUCUCACAGACACACAGCCUACAGACGGUCCGAGCCCCUGGUCUCUCCUCAGACCGGUCCGUCUCACAGACACACAGCCUACAGACGGUCCGAGCCCCUGGUCUCUCCUCAGACCGGUCCUUCUCACAGACACACAGCCUACAGACGGUCCGAGCCUCUGGUCUCUCCUCAGACCGGUCCUUCUCACAGACACACAGCCUACAGACGGUCCGAGCCUCUGGUCUCUCCUCAGACCGGUCCUUCUCACAGACACACAGCCUACAGACGGUCCGAGCCCCUGGUCUCUCCUCAGACCGGUCCUUCUCACAGACACACAGCCUACAGACGGUCCGAGCCUCUGGUCUCUCCUCAGACCGGUCCUUCUCACAGACACACAGCCUACAGACGGUCCGAGCCUCUGGUCUCUCCUCAGACCGGUCCUUCUCACAGACACACAGCCUACAGACGGCCCGAGCCCCUGGUCUCUCCUCAGACCGGUCCGUCUCACAGACACACAGCCUACAGACGGUCUGAGCCUCUGGUCUCUCCUCAGACCGGUCCGUCUCACAGACACACAGCCUACAGACGGUCCGAGCCCCUGGUCUCUCCUCAGACCGGUCCUUCUCACAGACACACAGCCUACAGACGGUCCGAGCCCCUGGUCUCUCCUCAGACCGGUCCUUCUCACAGACACACAGCCUACAGACGGUCCGAGCCUCUGGUCUCUCCUCAGACCGGUCCUUCUCACAGACACACAGCCUACAGACGGUCCGAGCCUCUGGUCUCUCCUCAGACCGGUCCUUCUCACAGACACACAGCCUACAGACGGUCCGAGCCUCUGGUCUCUCCUCAGACCGGUCCUUCUCACAGACACACAGCCUACAGACGGUCCGAGCCUCUGGUCUCUCCUCAGACCGGUCCGUCUUCACAGACACACAGCCUACAGACGGUCCGAGCCUCUGGUCUCUCCUCAGACCGGUCCUUCUCACAGACACACAGCCUACAGACGGUCCGAGCCCCUGGUCUCUCCUCAGACCGGUCCGUCUCACAGACACACAGCCUACAGACGGUCCGAGCCCCUGGUCUCUUUUCAGACCGGUCCUUCUCACAGACACACAGCCUACAGACGGUCCGGGCCUCUGGUCUCUCCUCAGACCGGUCCUUCUCACAGACACACAGCCUACAGACGGUCCGAGCCCCUGGUCUCUCCUCAGACCGGUCCUUCUCACAGACACACAGCCUACAGACGGCCCGAGCCCCUGGUCUCUCCUCAGACCGGUCCGUCUCACAGACACACAGCCUACAGACGGUCCGAGCCCCUGGUCUCUCCUCAGACCGGUCCGUCUCACAGACACACAGCCUACAGACGGUCCGAGCCUCUGGUCUCUCCUCAGACCGGUCCUUCUCACAGACACACAGCCUACAGACGGUCCGAGCCUCUGGUCUCUCCUCAGACCGGUCCUUCUCACAGACACACAGCCUACAGACGGUCCGAGCCCCUGGUCUCUUUUCAGACCGGUCCUUCUCACAGACACACAGCCUACAGACGGUCCGAGCCUCUGGUCUCUCCUCAGACCGGUCCGUCUCACAGACACACAGCCUACAGACGGUCCGAGCCUCUGGUCUCUCCUCAGACCGGUCCUUCUCACAGACACACAGCCUACAGACGGUCCGAGCCUCUGGUCUCUCCUCAGACCGGUCCGUCUCACAGACACACAGCCUACAGACGGUCCGAGCCCCUGGUCUCUUUUCAGACCGGUCCUUCUCACAGACACACAGCCUACAGACGGUCCGGGCCUCUGGUCUCUCCUCAGACCGGUCCUUCUCACAGACACACAGCCUACAGACGGUCCGAGCCCCUGGUCUCUCCUCAGACCGGUCCUUCUCACAGACACACAGCCUACAGACGGCCCGAGCCCCUGGUCUCUCCUCAGACCGGUCCGUCUCACAGACACACAGCCUACAGACGGUCCGAGCCCCUGGUCUCUCCUCAGACCGGUCCGUCUCACAGACACACAGCCUACAGACGGUCCGAGCCUCUGGUCUCUCCUCAGACCGGUCCUUCUCACAGACACACAGCCUACAGACGGUCCGAGCCUCUGGUCUCUCCUCAGACCGGUCCUUCUCACAGACACACAGCCUACAGACGGUCCGAGCCCCUGGUCUCUUUUCAGACCGGUCCUUCUCACAGACACACAGCCUACAGACGGUCCGAGCCUCUGGUCUCUCCUCAGACCGGUCCUUCUCACAGACACACAGCCUACAGACGGUCCGAGCCUCUGGUCUCUCCUCAGACCGGUCCUUCUCACAGACACACAGCCUACAGACGGUCCGAGCCUCUGGUCUCUCCUCAGACCGGUCCUUCUCACAGACACAUAGCCUAAAGACGGUCCGAGCCUCUGGUCUCUCCUCAGACCGGUCCUUCUCACAGACACACAGCCUACAGACGGUCCGGGCCUCUGGUCUCUCCUCAGACCGGUCCUUCUCACAGACACACAGCCUAAAGACGGUCCGGGCCUCUGGUCUCUCCUCAGACCGGUCCUUCUCACAGACACACAGCCUAAAGACGGUCCGAGCCUCUGGUCUCUCCUCAGACCGGUGCUGCACUGACACAUGA
Molecule: messenger RNA, 3363 nt
Organism: Knipowitschia caucasica
Lineage: Eukaryota; Metazoa; Chordata; Actinopteri; Gobiiformes; Gobiidae
Source: the annotation of a GenBank genome assembly